Solea solea (common sole) is the source of this 6366-nucleotide messenger RNA. It is a transcript of the gene fyco1a, whose product is annotated as FYVE and coiled-coil domain autophagy adaptor 1a. NCBI's taxonomy places the organism in Eukaryota, Metazoa, Chordata, Actinopteri, Pleuronectiformes, Soleidae. The record is from RefSeq and is a predicted model, not a curated record. Gene Ontology annotation, molecular function: metal ion binding. Bases 376 to 4935 code for a protein of 1519 amino acids. Gene Ontology annotation, biological process: plus-end-directed vesicle transport along microtubule; positive regulation of autophagosome maturation. The transcript has 19 exons. Gene Ontology annotation, cellular component: lysosome; late endosome; autophagosome.
AUCAUACAACAAUUUCAGCAAGUUUGUUCGCCCUCGCAGGCAACUUGGAUCGUUGUUAAGGACUUCAGUUAUAUAUAUAUAUAUAUAUAAUGUUGGAAGUUUUUAAUGAUUUUAUUGUUGUACUCACCAACAAGAAACCGCUAACAUGAUUUAAAGCUGUCGCGUUAACGUGACGGCGGUUGUCAAAAUGUCCGACAAUUGAGCUUUGUCAUGCUAAACAUAACUCAAACAAGGGGGCAAAAAAGAAGCCACAAAGGUCGACUGUAAAACCUUAAAGUAACAGGAAGGACAUAAAGGUGAUUUGUAGCUGUCAGUCACAAGCAGACUGGAUGUGACACUGCGACCCCUGGUUGCCAGGGAGAAAUUGGUGUGGCCAUGGCUACUGGGGUUACUGUUGGGGAGAGCCAGCUUCAAAGGAUUAUUCGAGAUCUGCAUGAGGCUGUUGCAGAGCUUGCUAAGGAGUACAAGGAAACUGGAGAGCCAAUCACAGAUGACAGUGCCAACCUGCACAAAUUCUCCUAUAAACUGGAGUACCUGCUACAGUUUGACCAGAAGGAGAAAAGGACAUUUCUUGGUACAAAGAAGGACUAUUGGGAUUAUUUCAGUGACUGUCUGGCUAAGAUCAAAGGGGCCAAUGAUGGGAUUCGCUUUGUCAAAUCCAUCACUGAACUGAAGACAUCUCUGGGGAAAGGACGAGCUUUUAUUCGCUACUCCCUCAUACAUCAGCGACUGGCUGACACACUGCAGCAGUGCCUGAUGAACCAGAGAGUCACCAGUGACUGGUACUAUGCAAGAAGUCCUUUCCUAAAGCCCCAUCUAAGUGUUGACAUCAUCAAUCACCUGUAUGAACUCAAUGAGGUCCUUUUUGACAUGGCUUCGAGAGGACAUGAUCUUGAUGCCGCCUGGCCUACAUUUGCAAGGAGAACACUGGGAAGUGCAAACUCACCUGGCCACAUGUGGAAACCACCCAGUCGCAGUUCCAGCAUUAACAGUCUGGCAAGCACCUACUCCCAGCAAGCACAUGAGUUCCCCUCUAGCCCAGACUUUGGUCACAGUUUGUUGAAUGACCUGAAUGAGUCCUUGCCUUCCUGCACCGAAGAUGUCAGCACAGUUGAAGACCUUCGUCUAGAGCUGGACCAGUCAGAGCUGAAGCAUCGAGAACUCCUAGAUAAUGUGCAGCAGCUGGGUGAGGAGGCCUCUGAGCUCAGGGGCAUAGUGGUGGAGCUGCAGAGCCAGCUGGAUGUGUCGCUUGCUGCCCAAGAGGCACAACAGGGCUUGCAGGUAGAAUUCAAGGCACUGCAGAUGAGAGAGGGAGCCCUGUACAAGGAAGUGGAAGCUCAUAGGUCCAAAGAGAAAGCCAUGGAGGCUGAACACGCCCAGCUUCAGAAAAACUUGGCAGCUGCUGAUACAAAGAACAUGGAGCUCAUGGCGAAGUUAGAUGGGGUUUUGAAUGAGAAGGGCCAGCAGGCUGCCAGCCAUUUUGAUUCAGCCCAAAAGAUACACGAGUUGCUGGACAGGUUGAAAGAGGCAGAGAGAGGUAAGAUGGAAGCUGUCACUGAGGCCGAGGAGAAGAAAAGGCAGACAGAAAGGCUACAGGAAGAGCUCAGAUUCAAGGAGGCAGCUGCAAAAGAUGGUGAAACUAAACUUGGAGCAUUAGUUACAUCUUCAUCUGCGGAGAAUGCCAUUCUGCUGGUGAAAGUGGAAGAACAGUGCAGUGCCCUUGACAAGCUGCAGGGGGCCUUGACAUUGAGGGAGAAGGAGGCGAGCACUCUACAAAGACAGCUGCAAGAUCUAAAGAAAUCUCUUAAAGAGAAGGAGAAAGAGGUGGAGAUGGUGAAGAGAAAGGCACAUGAAGAUAAAGAUGCAAUGCACAAGAAUGUUGACUUGAAAGAAACACUAGAAAGAGAAAUCACUUCUCUUAAAGAGCAUGUUCAAAAGAAAGAAGCAAAGCUAACCUCCACCUGUGAGACACUACAUAAGCUAGAAACCAAGAAUCAAAGCUUGAACACAGAAAGGGAGAAACUGACUGCUACCCUCACUGAGCUGGAGGGUAACAUGAAAGAACAGGCCAUAAAGGUCGAAGACUACAUGACACAGAAUGCCAAUUUAAUGGAACUGAAUGAGAAGCUGCGGACCACAGUGAAGAAAAAUGAAGAGUUGAAGAAGGAGAUGGCAGAAAACAGAUCUGUGCUUGAAGCUGAAUUAGCAUCUGUAAGGGCUUCUGAGAAACAGCUUCGAGGCCAGCUGGAUGACACCAAGCUGACUGUGGAUGAAAAAGAGAAGCUGUUGCGUGAGGAGAACUGCAAGUUGGACGAGAGUCUGCAGCGAGCCACCAUGGCUGCCAAGCUCGCAGAGACCACAUUAAAGCAGCUUGAGCAGGAGAACCAGGGUCUGAGGGAGGAGCAAGAUGCUGUGAAAACAGCUCUCAGUCGCAUGCAAGCAGACCUAAAGAAUGUUCACGGACAGAUUGGAGAGUUGGAGAAAAAUCUAGGAGCUUCACUCAAGAAUGAAGCUGCUCUUCAAGAACAGCUCAAAACCAAAGAAGGCCUGCUAGUGAGUAGAGAGGAAGCCAUUGUUGAGCUCCAGUCCAUGUUAAAAUCUCUGGAGGCCAGAGAGAAGGAGCUUCAUAUUGCCAAAGCUGAUGCAGAAGCAACCUGUGCUAAACAGACAGAGUUGAUUAAACGUGUGACCUCUGAGAAGCAAGUGAUGGAGAAAUCCCAGCUAGAAAGUCAUGCUGUCCAAGUAAAGGAGAACCAAGAAGUAACAGGCAAACUGACUGUGGUUGAGGGCCAAUUGGAGUUGAAUUUGAAAGAGGUAUCCAGGCUCCAGGCAGAGAUCUUGGACCUCAGAGUGCAGGUUCAGAGGUCUGAGGAGGAAAGACUUAAAUUCGAAGCACAGCUCGAAGUGACAGCAGCCCAAAGAGAUGACCUCAAGACUUUGACUGAGCAGCUUAAAUCUCAGACAGAAGCACUAAAUCAAAAGCAUAUAGCAGAGCUUAUGGAGUGCAAAAAGAAAGAAGAGGCUCUGAUCAGAAACUGUGACAGAGAAGUAGCUGCUCAUGCUGAGUUAGCGAUCUCUGAAGCUGCUAUCCGUGAAAAGCUUUCCAACCUGAAGGCACAAAAUGACAGACUGGUCCUGGAGAACAGUGAGAAAGGCGAGGGCCUGCACAGGGCAAACACAGAGAUGGCAGAGCUGGGGAUGACCAUCUGUAAGUUAAGUGCAGAAAAAGAAGAGGCCCUAGAGCACUGGACAAACGAUGCUGCCAGUAUCACAGAGCUAAUGAAACAAGUUGAGCUUCAAGAAGAGUGCAUGACAGAACUACGACUGGAGAAUAACCGAAUUAGAGGCGAGCUGACUCAGAAAGAGACCCUUCCUGGGACUAUUGUGGAGCUCCAGGAACAGCUGGAGAAGGCCAGGAACCAAUUGCAGGGUGUCAAGGAAUCCAGCCGAGAGGAGUUAAAGGCCAUCAAGUUCCAGAUGAGUUCAGACAGCAUGAAUCAUCAGACCCAGAUGAAGAAUGUGAAUGAACAGCUGGACAAGGUGAAAACUCAAUUGCAGGAGGAGCUGAAGAAUCUAUCCAUCUUCCAGGCUAAAGUGUCAGAACUAGAGGCUGAGAAUGCGCAGUUAUUACUGCUAACUGGUGAGAAAGAUGCUCACAUCACAAAGACUGAAGCAAUUAUUCGGGAGAGUGAACGUGAGAUUCUGCAACUGACAGAUGCAGGCAGCAGAGCUGAAGAAGCGCACAUGUCUGUGCAAAAGCUAUGUGAGGAAUUGAAGCAGAAACUAGAUGCAACAAGUGCUGAGAACCAAAACCAGUAUCUGACGAUGACUGCAGAGAUCGACGACCUCAACAGAACCAAGACCAAUCUGGAAGAACGACUCAUUGAGCUGAUACGGGAUAAAGAUGCUCUGUGGCAGAAAUCGGACGCUCUAGAGUUUGAGCAGAAACUGCGAGCAGAGGAGCGCUGGUGGUUGGUGGAUAAAGAGGCCACUCACUGCCUCGACUGCCAGGGUCAGUUCACCUGGUGGCUGCGCAGACAUCACUGCAGGCUUUGUGGUCGCAUUUUCUGCUACUACUGCAGCAACAACUUUGUGUUGACCAAACACAGUGGGAAGAAAGAGCGCUGCUGCAGAGAGUGUUACUCACAACACAGUGCUGUAGUAGAGAGGUUCACACAGGCAGAGCUGAGUCCUUCAGACACAGAGCCUCCACCUCCGCCACCACCACCUGAGGCUGGACCUCAGUCUCCUCCUGAACCAGCCCAGUACAAACCCACACCCACAGUAACAGUUUCUGAUCCCAGCAACAGAUCUGAUGAUGGAGUUUUUGACAUCAUCACAGAAGAGGAAGUGAAUGGUGUUUAUGACAGUGACACCAACUCCCAGGCCACAGGAGGCUCGAUGGAUGGAGAAAACGACCGACAGCCUCCUGGAGCAACGGCGUUAGACGCAGGAGACGUGACGCCCGAUGAUCCUGAGGAAUCCGUCCCCACUGUUCAGGACUCGGAGAUUGUGCUUCUAAAAUCAGGAGAAGUCACGAUGUCUGUUCCUCUCAGCAUUGAUGGUAUUUGUCAGUUUGGAGACGGAUCCCGGGAACUCUUCAUCAAGUCCAGCUGUUAUAGUGUGAUAACCAUUGUUGUGGAGGACCAUGGCCCAACCAUCAGCUGGAUGUUUAACUCGGAGCCCAAAAGCAUCUCUUUCAGUGUGGUUUACCAGGAAUCCACUGAGAGUCAGGCGGAACAGUCGAAGGUCCUGAUUCCUCUGACUCGCUGCAAUUCUCAUAAAGAGACAAUUCGGGGGCAGCUCAAAGUCCGUAACCCGGGCCUCUACAUGCUCAUCUUUGAUAACUCAUUCUCACGGUUUAUCUCCAAGAAAGUCUUCUACCAUCUGACCAUGGAGAAACCCAUAAUCUAUGAUGGCAGUGACUGUCCCUGAAAGUGUCUUACACAUGUAGCCACAGAGGCUUCAUGAUGACACUGUGGCUUCGGAGAGACUGAAGAAAUGGCAAUUCAUUUACUUUUUUUUUUUUUUUACCCUAAACCUGCUUUUAACCAAGUAUUAUUGGUUUUUGCAUUUUCCAACUCUGUGGCGUUCACGUUUUUAGAUGUGCUAAUGUUUUCACUGUAGUCUCAGUGAAAUAUAAUCAACAAAAUUAGAGCUUUUUAGAAAAAGAAACAGAAAUACAUGUAUUUAUUCCAGUUUUAUUCGAUACAUACACAUUACAUCUCCUUUAAAGAAACUGUAAUUGUAUUUAAUUCUAUAAUUUUUCUCAGCCUGUAUUCCUAAUUAUGCUGUUACAUAAAAAUAUCGUUUUCUACAAAACGUAGUCUAUAAAGACCCAGAGAAGAUUUUAACUUUUUCUUCAAAUGGUCCGUUUGUUCCAGUGUUGCACAUUCUUUUUAGAUCAAACAGCCAAAAGAAGGAGAAGAAGAAGCUGUUUUCUCUUUGGUGGUUUCUUAAUUAAUUAAAAGUCUGAAUAAUGUAUACUGUUCCAGCACAGAGAUAGAAUGAAAGCAGUGACUACAAAACAUGUGCAGUUGCCAAAAAUCUCAGGAUUGGGACAGAAAAAAAUGUCCUCUAGCAGUAUAAUGUCCUAAUUCUAUUUUAUUUAGAACUAAACAGAAAAAUAGAGGAACUGCCACUUUAUUAUCAGGAGACCUGCACUACAGCUGUAUGAUGUAUUUGCAAUAACAUUCACUUUGACUCUAUCACUCACUGUCAGCAAGUGAGCUUUCUUACUUUGAAAGUGCCUAUUUACAGAGAACUAGUUUUCUUCUGUAGCUGAAGGACUCUUUAUUCUUGCAGAACACAUAAAACAAUGAAAUAUGCACAUGCACAAUAUGAUGUCUUUCAGUUUCCGUUCGGUUUUCAUUGUAGUGCCUCGUACCUUUCUGUCAUAUGUUGAAGUAACCCCUCUGGCUUUUCUUGUACUCUCACAUGAAAUGGUUUUGAACGUUGUGUGAAGUUUGUUAUUGUUUGAUUUUUUUUUUUUAUCGCAGUUCAACAAGAGGAAAACAAGUUUGAUCACUUUUGACACAUCACUUAUUGAAGCACUCAAUGCUGCUUUUGUAGAGAUCUGUUUGUGCUUCACUGUCAGGUCUUCUUUAUGUUUUUUCAGGGGUGCAAUUUGUGUGUAAAGCCUCGUUUUUCUACACAGCAGCCAUUUUGAGAGAAGUAUUUUAUACUUUGUAUAAAACAAUAUGAAAUCUGUUAAGUUUACAUGAUCACAGAGUCCUUUCUACCUUUGCUCUUUUUUGACUGAUGUCUUUGAGGAGAAUAGAAAGUGCACUAUCACUGCCUGAUGCAUGCCACUGCACAGUAAACAUGAAUAAACAUGAGAGCAAUGGUGCUGCUCAUAUUUACUCA